GGUUCCCAUUUUUUAUUACAAAACAAACACAGAUAGCAGGAUACAGAAAGUUUUCUCUUUUUUGUAAGAGAAGCCAGGUCCCACGUCACCUCACACUCUACUCUGAUCGGACCACCGCUGCCCUUCGGCAUUCCCGACGAGUAACCCUUCUCUAGUAACCACCUCAAAAGCUUCAAUGGACUACAGCUCUGAAGAAGAGUCAGAUAUCAGCGAGUCUGAGAUUGAGGAAUACUCUGACAAACCUUAUAAGGAGUUAAAGGAUGGUAAAUACAAAGUGAAGAAUUUAAACGGUACACUCAGGUGUCCAUAUUGUGCUGGAAAAAAGAAGCAAGAGUUCAAAUAUAAGGAUUUGAUGCAACAUGCAACUGGAGUAAGCAAAGGUUCAGCAAACAGAAACGCCAAACAAAAGGCAAACCACCUCGCUCUGGCAAAGUUUUUGGAGACUGACCUAGCAAAUGAAGCAGACCAAAUACCUCCCCCGCCUUUGACCGAAGCUGUCAACCAACCUGCACCACAGGUUGAGAACUAUGUCUGGCCAUGGACAGGCAUAAUUGUUAAUAUUAAGAGCAAACUGAAUGAUUCUGGAUACUGGCUAAAGGAAUUUGCCAAGUACAGACCAUUGGAUGUCCAUGUAUUCUUCAUGGAUGGUGACACUCAGGCUGUAGUAGACUUCAACAAUGACUGGAAUGGUUUCAUGAAUGCAAGUGAAUUUGAGAAAUCCUUUGAAACUAAACAUCAUGGGAAGAAGGACUGGAAUUCAAUGGACAUGCAGGCCAGUUCAGACAUUUAUGGAUGGGUUGCACGUGAAGAUGAUUAUAAUUGUGGAGGGCCAAUCGGGGAGUACCUUCGGAACAAAGGAAGGCUGAGGACAAUUUCAGAUAUUGUUCAAGAAGCAUCUGAAAGCAGAAAUAGCAUUGUGGAAAACCUGGCUAAUGAAAUUGAUAUUACAAAUGAAAACCUCAACAAAAUGCAAUAUAAGUAUAACGAGAAGACCAUGUCUUUAAGUAGGAUGCUGGAGGAGAAAGACAGGCUUCACAAUGCUUUUGUUGAAGAGUCAAGGAGCAUGCAGCGUAAAGCUCGUGAAGAGGUACGAAGGAUCUUGGAAGAACAAGAAAAGUUGCGUAAUGAAUUGGAUGAAAAAAUGCGGAAGCUAGAUACCUGGAGCAGAGAUCUGAAUAAACGUGAGGUACUAACUGAUCAAGAGAGGCAGAAACUGGAAGAGGACAAGAAGAAGAAAGACUCGAGGAAUGAAUCACUCAUGUUGGCUUCAAAGGAGCAGAAGAUAGCCGAUGAGAAUGUCUUCAGGCUUGUUGAAGAGCAAAAGAGAGAAAAAGAAGAGGCCUUAAACAAGAUCCUUCAAUUGGAAAAGCAACUAGAUGCCAAACAAAAAUUAGAAAUGGAAAUUGAGGAAUUAAAAGGGAAAUUGCAAGUUAUGAAACAUCUUGGAGAUCAAGAUGAUGAAGCUGUUAAGAAAAAAAUGGAAGAAAUGAGUACUGAAUUGGCAGACAAAAUAGAAAGUUUGGAGGAUAUGGAGUCUAUGAAUCAAACCCUCAUUGCCAAGGAGCGCCAGAGCAAUGAUGAACUACAGGAAGCUCGUAAAGAGUUAAUAGCCGGGUUAAAUGAAAUGCUGACUGGUAAUAAUAAAACUAAUAUUGGGACGAAAAGAAUGGGAGACCUUGAUCAGAAAGUUUUUGUGAAUGUCUGCAAGAAAAGAUUUCUUUCUGAAGAAGAAGCUGGGAUGAAGGCCAUGGAGCUUUGCUCUUUUUGGCAGGAGAAUGUGAAGAAUUCAGCUUGGCACCCUUUUAAAGUCGUCAGAGAGAAUGAUAGCCAUGUGUCAGUCAUGAAUGAGGAAGAUGAGAAGUUAAAAAAGCUCAAGCAGGAAUGGGGAGAUGAGAUAUAUUCAGCUGUUGAAACAGCCUUGAAAGAAGUAAAUGAAUACAAUCCAAGUGGUGGGUAUGCUGUAUAUGAGCUGUGGAACUUCAAGGAACAGAGGAAGGCAACACUAAAAGAAGUUAUUACUUAUAUCGUGGAACAUAUGAAGCAACUUAAGCGCAAGAGAGGAUAGGAAAAAGGGGAGAAGUACAUCUUAUCUCAAUGGGGAGAUGGAAAAGCAGGAUCAUUUUCAUGGGAAUGUAGUGCUGUACCUUGACUUUGAAUAGCAUUAAAUAUACUAUGAGUAAGAUAGAAGUAGGACCUUUUAAUGGGCUUCAGACUUCAGUUAGCUGUUUUAUCUAUCUAUUGUGGAUUAUUAAUAUUUUGACUAUUUCAGUUCUAAUAUUCCAGUCUGAACUAAUGAUGAUGAAACGGUUGCUGGUUAUCGCAUA
Messenger RNA from Medicago truncatula (barrel medic), 2324 nucleotides. Its product is annotated as factor of DNA methylation 1. Gene Ontology annotation, biological process: gene silencing by siRNA-directed DNA methylation. Lineage: Eukaryota; Viridiplantae; Streptophyta; Magnoliopsida; Fabales; Fabaceae. The transcript has 8 exons. Bases 176 to 2065 code for a protein of 629 amino acids. The record is from RefSeq and is a predicted model, not a curated record.